AUGUCAACCGUGGUUGAUCAACUAGUCGAUAUGGGCUUCGAGCGAGCUCGCGCUGAAUACGCUUACGCUCAGACAGGAAAUGGAGGCUUAGAGCAGGUUAUGGAUUGGUUGAUUAGUCAUGAAGGGGAAGAAAUCCCGGCCACACCGCCAGAAGAUGCCAAACCUGGUGCGACGGAUGAUAAACCGAAAGAGGCUGAGCUCACUGAAUCUACUCCUGGCAGUUAUAAAUGCAACGAUUGUAAUAAGCUUUUUCGUGAUGAGAAUGGCAUGAUGUUUCACGCAGCCAAAUCUGGCCACGAAAAUUUUUCGGAGAGUACAGAGGUCAUAGCCGCAUUGACACCGGAACAGCGUGCACAAAAAGCAGCUGAGUUGCGAGAUAAAAUACGAGCUGCUCGUGCUCUGAAGGAGGAACAAGCAAGGAAGGAAGAGAUAGAGAAAGAACGUCGUCGCCGUGAAGAGGGCAAAAAGAUGUUGGAGACCAGGGAAAAACAGAAGGAAAUGGAAUUGAGGGCGAUAGCCGAAGAGCGACGUAGAGCGAAGCAAGAGGAGGCAGCUGCACGCCAGCGUGUUUUAGAGCAAAUCAAAUUGGAUCGAGAAGCUCGUAGGGCGAAAGCCAGUGGUCUUCCGCCUCCGGAAGCGUCUGCACCAACCCAAACUUCAGCCCCUGCUGCACAAUCGAGCCCUGCUCCAAAAACGGAAUAUAAAGAGGCAAUGAUUCAGGUAGUUCACAAAACUCACUUGUGUUUUCAUUUUUAA
Molecule: messenger RNA, 756 nt
Organism: Haemonchus placei
Lineage: Eukaryota; Metazoa; Nematoda; Chromadorea; Rhabditida; Trichostrongylidae
Source: the annotation of a GenBank genome assembly